This is a messenger RNA of Pseudocercospora fijiensis CIRAD86, 783 nucleotides long. RefSeq lists its product as uncharacterized. The transcript has a single exon. Gene Ontology annotation, biological process: rRNA processing. Gene Ontology annotation, cellular component: small-subunit processome; nucleolus. The record is from RefSeq and is a predicted model, not a curated record. NCBI's taxonomy places the organism in Eukaryota, Fungi, Ascomycota, Dothideomycetes, Mycosphaerellales, Mycosphaerellaceae. The coding region runs from base 1 to 783 and encodes 260 amino acids.
AUGUCCUCGCUCCGCAACGCAGUCCAACGCCGCAACCACCGCGAGCGCGACCAACCCGAAGAACGCAAAAAAUGGGGCCUUCUCGAAAAACGCAAAGACUACAAACUCCGCGCCGCAGAUCACAAAUCCAAACAAGCGAAAAUCAAAGCUCUCGCGCAAAAAGCUUCGGAACGCAACGAAGAUGAAUUUUAUUUUGGAAUGGUUAAUGCGCAGAGUCGGGGCGGUGUCAAGGUUGCGAAACGUGGGGCGGAGAAUGCUGGGGGUACUACGGGGAGUUUGGAUGUUGAUGUGGUGAAGUUGAUGAAGACGCAGGAUUUGGGGUAUUUGAGGACGCAGUUGCAGAGGGUUAGGAAUGAGCGGGGCAGGUUGGAGAAGGAGGUUGUUGUUGCUGAGAUUGGGGUUGAUGUUGAGGGGAGUGGGAGAGGGAGGAGGAAGGUUUUCGUGGACAGUGCGGAAGCGGAGGAUGUGGGUGUGCCUGCUUUGCCAGAGCAGCCUGAGCAGGGGGAUGCGGACUUUGAUAUGGAUUUUGAUGGGCUUGACGAUCCUAGUGAAGAGGGAAGUGAUGGGGAGGAGGGUUUGACACCUGAAGAGAGGGCUGUGCGACAAAGAAAACGACACGCACUUGAAGUAAGGCAGAGAAAGCUGGAUGCACUCGAAGAGCAGGAGGAAAAACUUAGCGCUGCAUUACAAGCAGUGGAGCAUCAGCGUGCGAAGAUGAACGGCACAACUGGCGGAACGAACAAGAACGGGCAGAGGUUCAAGAUAAGGCAGCGGAAGAGAUGA